CCAGGAACAACGCACCCCAUUGUCACCCUCCACGCAAUUGACAGCAGGGAGACCUCCAUUCUGGGGGUUAGGGCAUCCCUCGGCCCCUAGCGAGUCGCACUCCAUCUCUCCGCGCUGAUCUCCAGUCAUUACACUAGAGGUGGAUGACUUGAUUGCGUCAUGGCUAAGGAAUUGACUUGGGAUGGAACUCUCUCUCCGAAUGAAUUCCAAAAAGCUGCAAAGGCCUUUGUGCAGAAGUGGAAGGGCUGCAUAUCUAUGCCAGCAUGGGCAUGGAAACCUUUCACAAGGUUACCUUACACGUUGACACAUGAUGAAGGAGGCUAUCUGUCGCUUGAAAUUGUCUACAAGCAUGUAGCUGAAGAACGGUCUUGUGAUUGCAUUGUUCAGGAAGGUUAUCCUCUAGAAAGCUCUGCAUUGGCUGAAGAAGUUGCAGAUGCUGCCACUCUUGUAAACCUUUUUGCCCUGCUCUCGCUUUUGAUGGCUUUGAAAUGUAAGGUUUUGGACUGUGAUACAGAAACUCAUCUUUACGAUUUUCACAUAAUAUACAGUGCCUCCUACAGGGUUCCUAUUCUUUACUUCCGCGGAUACAACAUUGGGGGACAACCUUUAGAUUGGAGUACGAUCAAGGAAGACCUUCCCCUGUCAUCAGUUAAAAUGCUUGAUGAAUCAAGAUGGACGUUCAUCACUAAAGAGGAGCAUCCAUACUUGAAGCGGCCCUGGUUCACACUGCAUCCAUGCGGGACAGGUGAUUGGAUGAAACUGUUAUUUCUGGACAAAGUUGCAUCAGUGGGGAGGGCAGCGUGCAUCCCAAACUAUGUGCUUUCAUGGCUUAGUAUGGUUGGACAGGCAGUCGGUCUCAAGGUUCCACUUGAUCUGUUAACCGAAGAUGAACAUUUACCUGUUAAUUCUUAGCCAAAAGUGAAACAAGCUUUGCUUAUGUUACCAUUUCUCCUAACAGAUUUUGAAGUGCAAAUCCGCGGGGAAAUCCGCUGGGAGAUGGGCUCCAUUCCCUUUUAUGUCCAAAGAAUGAAAGAAAUUACAAAAAUUAAAAGAGAAUGAAUGGCACGGAAGUUAA
Molecule: messenger RNA, 1075 nt
Organism: Nymphaea colorata (pocket water lily)
Lineage: Eukaryota; Viridiplantae; Streptophyta; Magnoliopsida; Nymphaeales; Nymphaeaceae
Product: ubiquitin-like-conjugating enzyme ATG10
Exons: 7
Coding region: 160-912 (250 amino acids)
Biological process (GO): macroautophagy; protein lipidation; protein modification by small protein conjugation
Cellular component (GO): intracellular anatomical structure
Molecular function (GO): Atg12 transferase activity
Source: RefSeq, a predicted model, not a curated record